Molecule: messenger RNA, 1811 nt
Organism: Daphnia pulicaria
Lineage: Eukaryota; Metazoa; Arthropoda; Branchiopoda; Diplostraca; Daphniidae
Product: collagen alpha-1(I) chain-like
Exons: 4
Coding region: 132-1712 (526 amino acids)
Source: RefSeq, a predicted model, not a curated record
AGGGGAUUAAAAAGCAAAUGACAAUCUGUAAGCUCGAGUCAGUGUUGGCGUCGAAACAAUUGCCGCAACAACUGCUGCUGCCUGGAGAAGAUUAAGUUUAGAAUUUCAGAGUCCUUGUAGUAAAUUUUAUUAUGGCUGGUUCCAGUCUCUGUGAAGAAACAAUGCGAGUUUGGGUCUGUGCAUUAAUUUUCACUGCAACCGUUUUUUCAACCCCACAAUCCGAGUGGGAUGGUUACUAUGGCGAUGAAAAAGAUUCCCUCUACAGAGAGCAGCAGUGGUCCCGGCCAUCGCUGAAUCCAUCAUACAAGACCCCGGCAGGUUCUUACCAAAAUGACCAGGAUCCUCAGAAAAUAUGGGAAAUGUUAUUGGACCAAUUCCCAUCGCUGAUAGGACUGCCUGGUCCACCUGGACCCGAAGGAGAAUCAUUUUACGGCAACAGCCAAUACGAACUUAUUCCUGGUCCGCCUGGAAAUCCUGGCGAGAGAGGGCCGGACGGGCCAAAAGGUGACGAUGGAAUUGCAGGUGAUCCUGGUACUCCUGGAGGACCCGGUCCAAAAGGAAAAUUGGGCAACCCAGGCGCUCCUGGAACCAAAGGAGAGAGGGGUGAUCCAGGUAAUACGGGGGCUGCUGGUGAUCCUGGAACACCAGGAGUGAAGGGCGAGAGAGGAGAUCCUGGUUUUAAUGGCGAACCUGGCCUACCUGGAGCACCUGGAAAUCCAGGAAAAGACGGAUUCCCAGGGGAAUCAGGAGUCCAGGGACCGAAAGGUGACAUUGGUGCACCAGGAUUGACUCUUCCAUCCAAGGUCGCAGGACCCCCCGGUUUAUCGGGAAUGCCCGGGAAAGAUGGAGCUCCAGGCAAUCCUGGCCCAGUUGGAUCCAUCGGCCCACAAGGAAAAAUUGGAUUGGAAGGUAAUCCAGGCAAACCUGGUUUGAAUGGUGUCCCCGGUGGGCCUGGACCAAAGGGCGACAACGGAUUCAAUGGCAAUCCUGGAGCACCUGGUAAAGACGGUUUGCCCGGUGGACCUAGCGAAAUUGUUGGACCCAUCGGGCCGGAAGGAGAACGUGGAACGCCAGGAGACCCCGGGUCACCCGGCAAAGAUGGUCUCACUGGUGCACCUGGUGAGCCUGGAAAAGACGGAUCGCCCGGCUCUCCCGGUCAAACAGGCGCUCCAGGAGAGGAAGGCAAAUCAGGCAAGGAUGGUGAACCUGGUCCGACGGGAACACCAGGCAAUCCUGGUGGAAUAGGUCCGAAAGGUCCAAAAGGUAAACCUGGCCCUAAUGGCUCUCCUGGUCUUCCUGGAGAUAUUGGACCCAUUGGUCCUGUCGGCCCAGAAGGCAAACCAGGUAAUGAGGGAGCUCCUGGUUAUCCUGGAAAAGCUGGACCAGCUGGUGGAGUUGGUCCCCAAGGAAAAAAAGGUGCUAAUGGCUACCCUGGAAAAACCGGAGCAGUUGGGCCUGUCGGGCCUCGUGGAAAACCAGGCACCGCCAGCAGUUAUGGUUCAGGUAGACCCUAUGGUAGACCCAUCAGUUCUAGACCCAGCUCUUCGUUCUCUGACUUCUUUGGAUCUUUCUGGUCCGACGAACCUCAAAGUAAUAAGCCGGCCAGCUCGUCAUUUUACCCAAGUGGGCCUGCUUCAGAAUAUUCAGGACAGUCUUACCAAAACAAUAAUCUACCACCUGCAUAUCCGGGCUACGUUCGAGUAGUGUGGUGAUUAUUCUCAUCAAUCACACCAGCCCCCAUUCUAACAUAAUCAGCAUGAAACAUUUGGUUUCCUAUUCAUCUUUCCAAUAAUUAAUUACAAAAUUAUAGC